Messenger RNA from Mustela erminea (ermine), 3371 nucleotides. It is a transcript of the gene MYBL1, whose product is annotated as MYB proto-oncogene like 1. Gene Ontology annotation, molecular function: RNA polymerase II cis-regulatory region sequence-specific DNA binding; DNA-binding transcription factor activity, RNA polymerase II-specific. Gene Ontology annotation, biological process: regulation of DNA-templated transcription. The coding region runs from base 607 to 2862 and encodes 751 amino acids. The record is from RefSeq and is a predicted model, not a curated record. Gene Ontology annotation, cellular component: nucleus. The transcript is spliced from 16 exons. Lineage: Eukaryota; Metazoa; Chordata; Mammalia; Carnivora; Mustelidae.
CCCACCCCCUGACUCCUAGCUCCUUCUCCGACUCCCGCGAGUUCCAGUCCCGACUUCCAGCUCCCCAGCCCCGCCCAUAGUCGCGCGCGCUCUCCCCGCCCCGCCCUCGUCCCCCCGCGUGCGGCCUCUACAGCCAAUGAGAUUCCGGGCCGCGUGCGCAGAUUCAAACGGCGGCUCUUGAGGGAGGCUGGGCGCGAGAUUCGGCGGUGCGGACAAAACCCUGCAGGAGGCUGCGAGCCCUGCAGAGCUGCUCGCUGCGGGUUGAGGGCGGGGGUCGGCACCCGCCGCGGAGCUGAGCAGGGACCACUGCGUAGAGGCUGAGAGGCGGCGGGAGGGGCCGGCGGAGGGCGGGAGCGCGCCUGCUGACAUGUUGGGGGCAUCCCUGACCGGGCCGGGCCGGGGAUAGGAGCUGCACUGCGAGCCGGGGGUGGGUCGCGGUCCGCCCCUCCGUCCUGCCCUGCCGGGGACGUGCGUUCCACUCUCGGUCGCCUCGGAGAGGGAGCGAGGGGGAGCGGCUGGAGGGUCGGGGACAAGGAACAUUCGCUUGAGGCUGGAGGAGGCUGAACUGCGUCCCCGCCCAGCCCGCGCCUAUGCGGUACUUGAAGGAUGGCGAAGAGGUCGCGCAGCGAGGAUGAGGAUGAUGACCUUCAGUAUGCUGAUCAUGAUUAUGAAGUACCACAACAAAAAGGAUUGAAGAAACUCUGGAACAGAGUAAAAUGGACAAGAGAUGAGGAUGAUAAGUUAAAGAAGUUGGUUGAACAACAUGGAACUGAUGAUUGGACUCUAAUUGCUAGUCAUCUUCAAAAUCGUUCAGAUUUUCAGUGCCAGCAUCGAUGGCAGAAAGUUUUAAAUCCAGAAUUGAUAAAGGGUCCCUGGACUAAAGAAGAAGAUCAGAGGGUUAUUGAAUUAGUUCAGAAAUACGGGCCAAAAAGAUGGUCUUUAAUUGCAAAACACUUGAAAGGAAGAAUAGGCAAGCAGUGUAGAGAAAGGUGGCAUAAUCAUCUGAAUCCUGAGGUAAAGAAAUCUUCCUGGACAGAAGAGGAGGACAGGAUCAUCUAUGAAGCACAUAAGCGGUUGGGAAAUCGUUGGGCAGAAAUUGCCAAACUACUUCCUGGAAGGACUGAUAAUUCUAUCAAAAACCAUUGGAAUUCUACCAUGCGAAGAAAAGUGGAACAGGAGGGCUACUUACAAGAUGGAAUAAAAUCAGAACGAUCUUCAUCGAAACUUCAACACAAACCUUGUGCGACUAUGGACCAUUUGCAAACCCAGAAUCAGUUUUACAUACCUGUUCAGAUCCCAGGCUAUCAGUAUGUGUCACCCGAAGGCAAUUGUGUAGAACAUGUUCAGACUUCUGCGUUUAUUCAGCCACCCUUCAUUGAUGAAGAUCCUGAUAAGGAAAAAAAAAUAAAGGAACUUGAGUUGCUUCUUAUGUCAGCUGAGAAUGAAGUUAGAAGAAAGCGAGUUUCAUCGCAACCUGGAAGCUUUUCUAGCUGGUCUGGUAGUUUCCUCAUGGAUGAUAGCAUGUCUAAUACUCUAAAUAGCCUCGAGGAGCACACUAGUGAGUUUUACAGUAUGGAUGAAAAUCAAACUCUGUCUGCUCAGCAGAAUUCACCCACAAAGUUCCUGGCCGUAGAGGCAAAUGCUGUGCUGUCCUCUCUACAGACCAUCCCGGAAUUUGCAGAGACUCUAGAACUUAUUGAAUCUGAUCCUGUAGCAUGGAGUGAUGUUACCAGUUUUGAUCUUUCUGAUACUGCUGCUUCUCCUGCCAAGUCCACCCCAGUCAAACUAAUGAGAAUUCAACACAACGAUGGAGCCAUGGAAUGUCAAUUUAAUGUCAGCCUUGUACUUGAAGGGAAAAAAAACAGUUGUAAUGGUGCAGACAGUGAGGCUGUUCCUGUAACAUCCCCAAAUGUGGCCAAGUUUAGCACUCCACCAACCAUUCUCAGAAAGAAGAGAAGAAUGCGAGUGGGUCAGUCCCCCAGCAGCGAACAUAGCGAUGGCUCUUUCACUGAUGGCAGUAAUACAGCACUAAAACACACACCAGUGAAAACACUACCAUUUUCUCCUUCACAGUUUUUCAACACAUGCCCUGGAAAUGAACAAAUUAAUAUAGAAAAUCCUUCAUUUACAUCAACCCCUAUUUGUGGGCAGAAAGUUCUCAUUACAACUCCUCUUCACAAGGAAACAACCCCCAAAGAUCAAAAGGAAAAUGUAGGGUUUAGAACACCUACUAUUAGAAGAUCUAUAUUGGGUACCACACCAAGAACUCCUACGCCUUUUAAGAAUGCGCUUGCUGCUCAAGAGAAAAAAUAUGGACCUCUUAAAAUUGUGUCACAGCCACUUGCCUUCUUGGAAGAAGAUAUUCGGGAAGUUUUAAAAGAAGAAACUGGAACAGAUAUAUUCCUCAAAGAGGAAGAUGAACCUGCUUAUAAAAGCUGCAAACAGGAGCAUACAGCUUCUGUAAAGAAAGUCAGAAAAUCACUAGUCUUAGAUAAUUGGGAAAAAGAAGAACCAGGUACUCAACUAUUGACUGAAGACAUUUCAGACAUGCAGUCAGAAAAUAUAUUUACAACAUCUUUAUUAAUGAUACCAUUAUUGGAAAUACAUGACAAUAGGUGCAACUUGACUCCUGAAAAACAAGAUAUAAACUCAACCAACAAAACAUAUACACUUAAUAAAAAGAAACCAAACCCUAACACUUCUAAAGUUGUCACAUUGGAAAAGAACCUUCAGUCAAACUGUGAAUGGGAAACAGUGGUUUAUGGGAAGACGGAAGACCAACUUAUCAUGACUGAACAAGCAAGAAGAUAUUUGAGCACCUACACAGCUACCAGCAGUACUUCAAGAGCUCUCAUACUGUAAUUGUUAUUAAAAUUGAUGAAAUGCCCUACUUUUACUGUAUUCUGUACUAAAUUAGGUUGCAAUGAAAUUUUUGUCAAUUAAUUGUUUUUAAAGUUUUAAUGUAACCCUAAAACGGUUUGCAUCUUUUUUCAUAUUGGGCAGGCACGAUGCCCAGCCACUUAAGUAAGGGGUUGGUAAUUUCAUAGUUAAUUUUUUAAGAGAUGAGAUUUUAAAAAAUCGUUUCUAAAAGAAUAAGAUGGGAAGACCGUGUUAGAAUGUUAUAAAUAUCCUAAAAGUAAAUUCUCACAUAUUUUCUUCAGAAGAUGUAUGUUCCUACUCUCUUGAUGCUGCAGUUUUGUAACAAAUAGGUUAUGAGUAUGUGUGAUUUCUGUAUGUGGGAAGCACACAUGGUUUUAUGAAGUACUUUUGCCUACGUGCUGACUGACUUAGGCUACCAUUUACAAAGAAAUACAGUGGAAAGAAAUUGAAAAGAAGGAGAGAAAGUUGCACUACUAAUUUUUGGUAUUUUU